GGCGCACUCAGUUAACCGUAUUCGUGACAGCGCGACGUUUCAAUGUGUUUUGUGAUUUGUGAUUAGUGAAUAUGUUCUGUGCCCCGAGAGAAUGAAAUGCAGGGCAGUGCAACUGUAGUAUCCAAAAAGUUUCCCGUGAUCCUUGGAAAAAUACUUUUACGCUGGGUCUUCACUAAGGCAGACUUGGUCUUCUUCAUUUAUCGUAUAGUUUGGUAUGCGUUCUAUGCUCGGUCAUCAAUGAACAGCAGUGUGGAUUUCUUUGAAAGCCUCAUUGAUGAAGACGGUCGGUUUUCGGAACUGAACUGUCAAGAGCCGACACAACGAGCACCAAGACGACGUCCAAUCGUACAGAGAAUUCGACCCCAAAUACAAGCUGAAAAUGUCAACAAUGGUGGUGGAUUAUCAGUGUCUCCACCAAACACAAUAUCUCAAAGGGAGUUGACAACACUGGUAUCCCAUUGCUACAAUGUGCCAACAUCCCCAUGCGGCUCUACAAGCUCCACUCCUUCGCCCACAGCCCUACCUACAACUCCCCCAGGCACAGCUACCCUUGACCCCAAUUGGCAAGCAACAAAAGUCACAAUUAGAGAUAGAAAUGCAGCUAUGUUCAACAAUCAACUUAUGGCUGAUGUGACAUUCAUCGUUGGACCUCCAGGUCAUAUCCAAGUUAUUCCAGCUCAUAAGUAUGUCCUAGCAACUGGCAGUUCCGUAUUUUAUGCUAUGUUUUAUGGAGGAUUAGCAGAGUGCAAGCAAGAGAUAGAGGUACCUGACGUGGAACCUUCUGCUUUUCUAACUCUACUCAAAUACUUAUACUGUGAUGAAAUUCAAUUGGAAGCUGAUACAGUGCUAUCAACACUAUAUGUAGCAAAGAAGUACUUUGUCCCACAUGUAGCAAGAGCAUGUGUAAACUACUUAGAAACUAGUCUUACAGCAAAAAAUGCAUGUUUGCUCUUAAGUCAAUCUAGAUUAUUUGAGGAACCAGAAUUGAUGCAAAGGUGUUGGGAAGUAAUUGAUGCACAGGCUGAAAUGGCACUCACAUCAGAUGGGUUUAUUGAUAUUGAUGUAUCAACUCUGGAAUCAGUACUAGCAAGAGAAACCUUAAACUGCAAGGAAAUUAAUCUUUUUGAGGCUGCCUUGGCUUGGGCACAAGCUGAAUGUGUCCGUCGGGAAAUAGAACCAACACCAAGUAAUAAGAGGGCUAUGCUUGGCAGUGCCAUAUAUUUAGUAAGGUUUCCAACUAUGACUUUGGAAGAGUUUGCUAACAGUGCUGCUCAACUUGAAAUUCUUACUCCUCAAGAAACUAUAGAUAUUUUUUUACAUUUCACUGCGGCUACCAAACCACAGUUGUCAUAUCCAAUAAAAGCAAGAGCUGGUCUUAAGGCUCAGAUAUGUCACCGAUUCCAGUCAUGUGCAUACCGAAGCAACCAAUGGCGGUACAGAGGAAGAUGUGAUUCUAUACAAUUUUGUGUGGAUAAAAGAAUAUUUGUUGUAGGCUUUGGUUUAUAUGGUUCCUCUAAUGGUGCAGCAGAUUACAAUGUCAAAAUUGAAUUAAAAAGGUUAGGACGAGUCCUUGCUGAAAACAAUACAAAAUUCUUUUCUGAUGGAUCAAGUAGCACAUUCCAUGUAUACUUUGAAAAUCCUAUACAAAUUGAGCCUGAAUGUCUAUACACCGCAUCUGCAGUGCUUGAUGGAAGUGAACUAAGUUACUUUGGUCAGGAAGGCUUGACUGAAGUUUACAUGGGAACUGUCACAUUCCAAUUUCACUGUUCUUCUGAGAGCACAAAUGGAACAGGUGUACAAGGAGGCCAAAUUCCAGAACUAAUUUACUAUGGUCCCACAGUAAAUGGAGCAAUAGUUAAUUGUAAUACAAAUGAUGACUGACAAUCAAUAAGUAAACGUCCCCUAAACUACUACUCUGUUUAGUGUAAUGAUGAAAAUUCCCAACUUCUUGCAAAAAUUGUGGACUUCAAAGAUUUUGCAUCAUUCUUAAUGUUAAAUUAUUGAGUAAAAAUUGUGUAUAUUAUGUAUUGUUAACGAUGAUUAUUAGUAACUUAAGUACCAUAAUGUGAUAUGGGUGUUGUAUAAAGGCUCUCUAAAAAUUUUAAGUUUCUCUUAGGACUACAACUUAUUUACAAUAAAUAUUU
Messenger RNA from Pieris brassicae (large cabbage white), 2144 nucleotides. RefSeq names its product BTB/POZ domain-containing protein 6-B (gene lute). Gene Ontology annotation, biological process: neurogenesis. The record is from RefSeq and is a predicted model, not a curated record. Gene Ontology annotation, cellular component: cytosol. NCBI's taxonomy places the organism in Eukaryota, Metazoa, Arthropoda, Insecta, Lepidoptera, Pieridae. Gene Ontology annotation, molecular function: protein binding. The transcript has 7 exons. Bases 97 to 1881 code for a protein of 594 amino acids.